This is a messenger RNA of Marchantia polymorpha subsp. ruderalis, 4248 nucleotides long. The record is from the annotation of a GenBank genome assembly. NCBI's taxonomy places the organism in Eukaryota, Viridiplantae, Streptophyta, Marchantiopsida, Marchantiales, Marchantiaceae.
GAGCUCGACUCCAGCUGGGGUUUAAGCCUCGAGCGUCCAUCGGAGAGGAGAAGGAACUGGAUCCGAGAGGAGGAGAAGGACAAGGGAAUGGAAGAAUUAGGCUCGGCAGCAGGCUUGGAAGUUGUGAGAUUCGCCGGCUCUGCGGCGAUCCAUUGAUGGUUCUCGUGCUUCACGGAGGUUUGUGGUCCUAUGGGGUUUUGGUCGGGAGAAUGCCAUUCCGGUGUAAUGUUCAAGGAUGAAAGAUGUGGAUGGGUUUGGAGACAGGUCUCGUCACGAUCGAGAAGAGGAUUCAGUCAAUGCCCGGGAACAUUUAUCGAAAUUUUGAGUCCAGCAAAAUUGGAUGCAAGAAUCUCGGUGACGUGUUCUGCAUUGGCCUGGCCUGCUUGCAAUGAUGAUUGGAACUUGUGAGCAUGGUCUGGAUUAAGCGCGUUAAUUGCGAAGGCGGGGCUGGGCAGUGAGAGCCUCUUGACGGGUGAAAUUGACGAAUAUGCAUAGGGCAGUGGGCCGCUACCAAGGCUGGAAGAUCAGUAAUUAUCUGGUGGGGCUGAGCCGCAAUCCCGGGAUCCAUUUAUCCGAUGGGCCGGGAUCCUUCAUGCAGGGCAUUUCAUGCGCAAAAAGUCCUCACUCUCGUGUGAACACGAAAUAUUUCUAUCCGAUGGAGAGCGUAGUUUUCAAGCAGUCCAUUCCUGUUUCCAGGAAUAAAGCUGUGGGUGCCACUGCCGAGAGAGGAGUAGGGUCGUCCAAAGCUCCCUUGCAGGUGGGUCGAAAUGGAACGAGGAAUCGUGUUGGUGCGAAGUCUGUAGGCGGCAGAUGUCUGUCGAGCAAAAGGUUGAUGGAGUCAGCCUUUCAGGUGCUUCGUGAUCUCAGAAAGGAUAAUUUUAGUCUGGGAUUGUUCAGGCUAGGCCGAUCAGCUGCCUCUGAGAAAAACCUUUUGAGUUCCAAUGCCCGUGAGCAUUCGGGGGAAGCGGAAUUCGAAUGGUCUGCGGCUCUUUGGGAAGCAGAGGUUUCAAGUACCGAGGACGAGAUAUGUUCGAAAAGCAGCUCUGGUAUUGGUCAAAUAAACCCUGCGGAAAUCCCACUGAAUGUCUUCACAGAUAGUGCCUCACGGGUGGCCCCGGGUGCGAUCGAAGAUGCUCGAGAUCCACCGCCAUCGAACGCAUUGGAAGCUCAAGGAAGCGACCGAAACCUUGCAGAAAUUGUCAAUUCAAAAGAAAAACCUUCAGAGUUGUCGCAAUUCUCUACUACUUGCAUAAUCGACCCAGACAAUCAUAUACAGGAGGAGGCUGUUGUAGAAGAGUCCACGAACAUGAGUGAGUCUUAUUUGAAAGGCAGCCCCAGCUCGGAUGUCGGUGAUUUUCAACAGAGUAUAGAGGAAGUCGUGACUUCCUCCAGUCGUGAUUUUACCGAGGAUGACGGUUUAGUACGCUCGAGUGACAGACGAGAAGGGUCGGAAAUUCAUUCCGAGUCUCUCGCACUUGAAUCAGUCGGUGAAAUUGACGAGGUAGAACAAGUGGAAAGGCUGAAGAAAUUGCGGGAAGCCGUAGCUCAUCAUGCAUAUCAGUACAACACUUUAGACGAUCCUCAAAUAAGUGAUUCGGCGUUCGAUGCCUUGGUCAGAGAAAUGAAAGAAGCUGAGGCUUCAUUCUCUAAUGGGAAUGACUCAGAACAUCCUGUGAUCGGUGCUCCACCUUCUCCCGCCAUGCCGAAAGUACAGCAUUCUGUGCCCAUGCUCAGCCUAGCAUCCGUACAGAAAGAAGAGGAACUUGUAUCAUGGCACCAGCGGCUGCAGCAAAAAUUGGGACCAGAUGAGAUAUCUCUGCAAUGGGUAGUUGAGCCUAAAGUCGAUGGACUUGCGCUCUCCCUGUUGUACGAGGAUGGGAAACUAGUUCGCGCUUCAACUCGAGGAAACGGUUUUGAAGGAGAAGACGUAACGCUAAAUGCGCAAAAUGUGUCAAAUAUCCCACAAGUACUUCCUGGUUCACAUUCUUCCUUCUCAACAAUCGAAGUCCGUGGAGAGAUAUAUAUGCCUUUGAAGCAGUUUGAAGAAAUAAAUUCAUCAAAGGUACAAGCAGGAGAGAAACCAUUUGCCAACCCAAGAAAUGCAGCAGCGGGAUCCAUGCGCUUACUUUCGCCGCAGAAAGUCGAUCACCGGCCAUUGAGUUUCGUAGCUUACAAUAUUGCCAAGAUAUCAUUCACAGAACCUGGCACGGAUGUUCCGAAGAGCUCUCUAUCUACACCGAGCAGUCAGUGGGAAGCAUUAAAACUCUUGAAUACUCUGGGGUUUUUUGUGAAUGAGGAUAACCAAAUUUUCAACACCUUCGAAUCGGCCCUUGAAUAUGCAAAAAGCUGGAGGAAUAGCAGGGCGGGCUUGGGGUAUGAAGCAGAUGGUGUCGUAUUCAAAUUGAAUGAUGGAGCAACGCAAGUACUACUUGGAGAUAUAGGAGGCAAUCCUCGGUGGGCAGUGGCGUGGAAGUUCGCAGCAACAGAGGUUGUGACAGUCUUGGAGGGAAUAGAGCUGACUGUGGGCAGAUCCGGUGUUAUUGUUCCAAAUGCUCGCUUGAAGCCUGUGGAGCUCGGAGGAGUAUCCAUAAGACGUGCGACCUUGCAUAAUUUCAAGAAUGUAAAAAAUCUUGGCCUUUGCGAGGGCGAUCACGUUAUUGUUCAGCGUGCGGGCGAUGUUAUUCCACAGGUAGUGCAAGCUCUAGUAGAGUUGAGACCAGUUGGAGCACAAACAUGGUCAUCUCCUACUCAGUGCCCUUCAUGCGGUUCAGAACUAAAAGAAGAACCAUCAAAGGCCAUGGUCUUUUGCCAGAACGCCAAUUGUCUGAGCAGACGUUCUCGUCAGGUUGAACAUUUUGCCAAGUCUCUCAUUAAUGGUUUGGGGCCUAAGAUUCUUACUCAGCUGCAAGAAGAAGGAUUGGUCGCAGAUCCAGCCGAUCUAUAUACUUUGAGUGAGGAAGCUCUGUCCAAUGUUCCACGUUUCGGAAAGAAGAGUGCAAAGAAAUUGCUCGGUGCAAUUGAGGAAAGUAAACUGAAACAAGACUGGGAGUUCAUAGCUGCACUAGGUAUCCCAAGAGUUGGUGUAGGAAUCUCGCGGCGCCUUGCAGAGCAUUUUGGUGGGCUACAAGGCCUCCUUAGCGCAAGCGACGAGGACAUACUGAGUGUUCCAGGAAUUGGUGAACAAACUCUGAAGGCAGUCUUCGAUUGGUGUCGCUGCGAAUCCAACAUCGGCCUGGUCAGCAAACUGCUAGCGGCUGGGUGUGCUCGUGCACCAAGUUACCUCCAGUCGCAAGGAGUCCUCAAAUCCCUCAACAUUGCUAACAACGCCAAGCAGGACAGUAUCGGAAUGGGAACUUAUGAUCAGCAUGAUGAAGAUGUAGAAACUGUUGCCGGAAAUGAGAACUCGGAAGAAAGCAGAGCAGCCGCUGAGCUGAAUGUUAGUCAGCAAAAAUUGCUUGGCAAGAUCGUGGUGAUAACGGGUAACUUUGGGUCCAAAGAUCGAGAAUACAUGCAAGCGCUGGUGCGGUUGUAUGGCGGGAAAGUUCGAAGUUCUGUGACGUCUAAGACAUCGUUCGUGCUUGCUGGAGAGAACCCUGGCGGGAACAAAAUCUCAGCUUGUAAAGAGCUAGGCAUCGAAAUUUUGGACUGGGAGAAGUUUCAAAGUCUACUCGGAACCUCUUGAAGUCGUAAACUCAAAAGCAGGACCUCAAGUACACAGACUAGUUAAUCAGAAUCACAUCACUCAGAGCUCAUCAUCACCGUCUUCCUCAAAAGUGGGGCAGGAAAAGCCAGCAUGCGGGGUUGACGGGACGAGCAUCCCUGGUGACCUCACGACCAAGCUAGAAGCCCUCGAGGGAUGUCAGCAGGUCGAGGAGAAGAUGGACAGGGUACUGCGGUAUGGAUCAUACAUUUCUAGAAUCUUGUGCUACUUGUGACAUCCUACCGUUUUCUCUUUUGAGGGCAUAACUCAGCAAAACGAACACCUGUUGGAUGUGUCACAAUCUGUUCGGAGCCGGGCAACGGUUGGUUGGUACGGCCCUUAAAUUUCUGGUGGGAAUCAGUUGAAGAUGUGUGCUGGCUGCAUCUUCACACUAUCCUUCUAUUCUCCGGACAUUUAGACAUUUAUCAUCAACGAGGAGUCGUGUAACAAAUUUAGAGGACCCUGCACACCAUGCACUGUCUUCGUGUCAUGGUGAAAAUCAUUCUUUAACUUUUUCAAAUAAAACCAAGAAUGUCUAUUUCUCACGC